Molecule: messenger RNA, 748 nt
Organism: Brassica oleracea var. oleracea
Lineage: Eukaryota; Viridiplantae; Streptophyta; Magnoliopsida; Brassicales; Brassicaceae
Product: blue copper protein-like
Exons: 2
Coding region: 66-605 (179 amino acids)
Cellular component (GO): plasma membrane
Molecular function (GO): electron transfer activity
Source: RefSeq, a predicted model, not a curated record
UCACAAGGAUUUUCCUUAGUCACAUCAGUUUUCAAUUAAAGAUACUGUUACACUCAUAAAAAAAGAUGGCAAACUUGAGUACACUCGUUGGUUGCAUUGCCAUCAUCUUCUUCACUGUCGUUGCACCUGCCUCCUCAGCCACUCAUUCUGUCGAAUGGUCGGUUGGGAAGGACUAUAGCUCCUUGGCUACUGGAAAACCUUAUGUCAUUGGCGAUACAAUCGUGUUCAACUACGGUGCGGGUCACACGGUGGACGAAGUGAGUGAAAGUGACUACAAAAGUUGCACAUUGGGGAACUCAAUUUCUUCGGACAGUAGCGGAACAACAAGCAUAGCUCUAAAGACAGCUGGUUCUCACUACUUCAUUUGCGCUAUCCCCGGCCACUGUGCCGGCGGCAUGAAGCUCUCUGUCUACGUAGGUGCAGCAGCCUCUUCAGACGGUGGCGGUGACAGUGGUGACGGUACCACCCCCAAAACUACACCUUCUCCAACUGUAGAGGGCAGGAAGGCUGCUCCUUCCGCUUCUGCCACUGCUAUGUUGAAGCCGUUCAAAGCUUUGGUUUUGACUUGUGUAGCUGCAUUAUUAUAUGCUUUGGCUCUUUCUUAGUUGUUUUUAAUUUCUCGUUGAUUUGGUUUGGCUCGUUUGAAAAUCCAGGCUAGAGGCAGUGCUAUGACCCCUAUUAUUAUUAUAUGCUUCUUGUUGUGAUUAAUUAUUCUAUGAUAUUUUCCUUUGUUUAGUAUUUACAUUUA